AUGGAGUCUUUUUCUACAAGGCGAAAAAUGGUUCACGCACGCCAAGAAAAUGCCCAUCUGGCCAUGCAGGAUGUUCAACUCAUGAGUGAGCUGGAUUCUACUCCUUAUGAAUUUCUAUCUGCCAGUUCUCAGGAUCACCUGCGAUGCUCCAUGGUAGGAUCUGCCAACAGUAUAUCAGUUUUGAAUGAACAGAUAUGUCACCUUCAAGCUGAGGUGGAGACAAAAACUACAGAAUUAAAGGCAGCAAAGCUGAGGGCCGAGCGUUGCCAGGAGGAAGCGGCUGAAAGUGAGAUCAUGAUCACAACUUUGACUGAGGAACUAAGCGAUCUCCGAGAGGAGCUGGCCAUUAAGACCAGCGUGAGCAAAAGGGCAGAACAACAAAGAAACCAAGCUUUGGAGAAUGCCGAAAAACUCAAAGAAGCUUUCAAGGAGUACAAGGCCAACGUUGCUAUUAAAUUUCAAAAGGUGAUGGAGAAUGAGGUCAAAUUAAAAGAAAGUCUGACUGAUUGUAAUCGAGAAAAAGAAGAGUUGCAACUAAAGUGUGCUGACCUGGAGCGAGAGAAGGCUGAUAAGAGUUAUACAAUCAGCCAAUUAAAGGAGGAAGUAAGGCAGAGUAAGAUCACUGCUGCUGAGCAUUUGGACCUUCGAGCCCAGCUUGAUGAUGCCGGGCGUCGGAGCGCAGACCUCCGCAGGCAGCUGACAGAGCGUAGCGAUGAAAGCAGGCAACUGGUUUCACUGCGCCAACAACUGGAAGAUUUGCGAACCCUGACCAAGAACCAGGAGCUGAGCCUCGACCACAGCCGCAAAAUAGCUCUGCAAAGCCAAACAGAGACCGCUAGCCUUGAGGGAAUAUUAGCACUGCUGCAUCUCAGAGAGGAUGCAGUUGGACAAUUGUGUGCCAAGCCUUGCAUGCUGCCUCCGGUGGAUUAUUCAAGAACUGCACAUAUAAUUCAACUUAAACCCGGUGAAGGUUAUCAGCAUCUCUUACAAGUUCUUCAAGUGAAGGAGGCCGAAGUGACAAAACAGAGCCGCCUAGUCGAGAAACUCCAGGACCGCGUGAGCCGAGGCCAAGAAGAGAUUCUGUCCCUGCGUGCCUCCUUGUCCCAAAAAGCUUCCAACUACCAGAACCUCCAAACGGAGCUGAUGGACAAGGCCAACCACGUCACAGCCUCGGAGAAAGAACUAAAAAGGAAGAGCGCUCGAGUGGCUGCGCUGGAAAAACAGUUACAGGAGAAAACUUCAGCCUACAGUCAGGCUGCAUUGAAGAAUACAGAGCUGGAAAAGCAGCUACAGGAGAAGAACAUCACUCUUCAGCACUACCAAACACUGAUGAAUAAAAAGCAAAGAAAGUACCAGCAAUCAUUGGAGAAGACAAAACAAUCACAGAGUCAGCAAUGCACUGAGCAAAUGCACCGACUAGACGUGCUGCAGUCGUCUUUGGAGGAGGCUCAUUCUCGAGUGUUAGAAAUGGAGAAAGAGCUGAGCUCUCUCCAGAGAGAAAGAGACGAAGCUCAGGCUGCCUGUUUGAAGCUUCGGACCUCGGUUGAACAACUCACACAGGAGAAACAAAUUGAAGCGAGACACCAUGAGGAAUUGCUCCAGAGUUUAAAAGAGCAAGCCGCUGAGGCUGCCACCAAGGAGCAUGAGCACCAGUCGACUCUCUCCGCCUGCCGAGAGGAGCUGACUUGGCAUCUUCAGCAGAUGGAGGAGAUGAAGAAGAGCUAUGAGUCUGAGCUACAGAGAUUCAAAGACAAGGUGUGUUCCCUGCAGGAAACGCUAAACGGUGUCACUCGCGUGGCUCAGAGCUCCAGUGAGCAAAACCUACAGCUUCAGCUUUCACUACAACAGCAGCAGACGAUGCUGAUUGAGGGCACAGCCCGCAUCGCUGAACUAGAGGAGAACCAAAGUCAACUGCAAAAACAAGUGUCUAAUCUGGAGCUUCAGCUCGAGCGAUCUCGGACGUCUCUGCUGGGUGAGGCGAGGACCAAUGAGGAAAAAGACAAGAGCCUACGUGAUGUGAAUGACAAGAACAUCAAACUGUCUGCGAUGCUCAACCAAGCGACAACUGAUCUGAAAAAUUACCAAGUGGAACUCAUGUCGAAGGAGUCGGAGUUACAGAAUUUGCGGAAGGAUGUCAACAUCAAGACAUCUCAGAUCAGCAUCUUGGAUGAGAAUCUGCAGCAAACAAGGAGCAUGUUGGAAAGCAAAAAUGAUUUAGUAGUUGACCUCGAAGAGAAGCUCCACCGCUGCGAGGCAGACAAGCAUAACAGCGUCCAGAAGGUCCAACUCCUCGAGGAACAACUGCAGACGGUGCAGGAGGAGCUAGCCGAGACAUUAGCUCAACUCCGCUUGCUCAACGACGUCCUGCAGAGGACUCAAAGCAUCGCCGACGAACGACAAGUGGAGGUGGAAAAACUGAGCAUACGUCUUAGUGAGACCCAGCGGGAGUUGGAAGACAGGACUCAUGAGGUAUUAGACAUGGACAUUGCCCUGAAGGAAAGACAGGGAGAGCUCCAGCAGAGAGCAGCACUGCUGGGACAGCUGAACGUGGCCGUCCAAGAACACAAGCAGGACAUGGAGAAUAAGGUGAAGACCUUGGAGCAGAGUCUGGAAGCCAAAGAGGAAGAGCGAAGAAAAGCGCAAGAGGAGCUCUGCAAAACAAAGGACACCCAUCGACAAAGACUUGAGACAUUAUCACAGGAACUAGAAGAAGCUCGAUGUCACUGCAAAGCCCUCUCCAUGCAACUUGACGCCAUCAAACUCCAGGAGGAUGAACUGGGGGCAAAGCUGCACCGUGCAGAGGAGGAGCUGCUUCUGAAGGACACAUGCUGGCAGGAGUCAGAGGCCCGGUUGCGGAACGCAGUCACUUCUUUGGAGCUGGAGUUGAAGGUUGAACGAGAGCAACACAACAAGGAGCUGGAGUCUCUGCAGCAGAACCGAGGUCAGCUCCUCAAAGUGUCCUCAUACAUGUCAUCGACGCAAGAGAAGCUCACUUCCAAAGUCCAGCAGCAGGAGAUCCAGCUAGAGCAAACUAAGGUGGAGCUUGACCGUUCCAAGGCCCAAGCCAGUCAUCUCCAGAGUCAGAUGGAGCAGAGCCACAGCAGGCUCCUGCAGACUCAAACUCAUUUAGAGAAAGUGAAGGCUCUGAAUGAUGAGCUCCAAAUUCAGUUGAAAGAAGCCAAAGACCAACUUGCUAGGCUCCAUACUCCGCUCGGUUUUUCUCAGAGGUCCAUUGAGAACUUCAGUGAGUCUAUCAAGACAAAUCCAGAGACCAUCAUCUCUCCAGCUCACGACACUUCCCUCCCCUCGCCUGCAUCCGACACGGGCCUGGAGCGCCUGCUUCAGAGCUGUCGCGACGAUCUAUCCCUCGACCUCCCUCCAAGCCUCAAAGCCACGAUGAAGGAUGCGCUGAGUCAGCAGCCGCGGGACUCGUCCCCCUCGGAUGCGAUUGACCACAGCUGGCGGGGACUCGGCAGCACUGAGCCUCCAUCCAGCUGCGAGGUCUCCUUCGACCCUCUCACCUACAUGGCUGGCGAUGACAACUCCAGUGUGGAGCGUACCGUGAUCGAGGGGGGAGACGAUGAUCGGGUGAGCUCAUUAAAAGGACUGCUGCAGUUUGUUAAUCAGACUUUAGCCAAUCAGGAAGAUCUGUCCUCGUGGAGCUCCCUGGGGUCAUCGCAGAGUGGACGCGACCUCCAGAUGGACGCCAGGGAGGCGUGA
Nerophis lumbriciformis (worm pipefish) is the source of this 3720-nucleotide messenger RNA. NCBI's taxonomy places the organism in Eukaryota, Metazoa, Chordata, Actinopteri, Syngnathiformes, Syngnathidae. The record is from RefSeq and is a predicted model, not a curated record.